AGCCCUUGGUAUUUUAAUUAUGAGACUAAAACUCUUCUUGACACCACACGUGUGUUAUGGCAUCACUGAUCUGCUCAAGACAGCUAUUUGGAUGGCUCUUUAGCAAAGUAUAUCCUGGUGCUGUUGUUUUUGCUAUAUUAGCAGCAAUGUCAAUACAAGGUUCAGCAAAUCUCCAAACCCAGUGGAAUAUUGCAGGGGAGUUCAGCAAUUUGCCACAAGAAGAACUUAUAGAGUGGAUCAAAUAUAGUACUAAACCAGAUGCAGCGUUUGCGGGUGCCAUGCCCACGAUGGCAAGUGUUAAGCUCUCUGCACUUCGGCCCAUUGUGAAUCAUCCACAUUAUGAAGACGCAGGCUUGAGGUCAGUGCACAGUCUUGCAUCAUCAAAACAAACCUUCCAUGGAAAUGGACAGUGAGUGGAGGACGCCAGC
Piliocolobus tephrosceles (Ugandan red Colobus) is the source of this 428-nucleotide messenger RNA. RefSeq names its product probable C-mannosyltransferase DPY19L1. Lineage: Eukaryota; Metazoa; Chordata; Mammalia; Primates; Cercopithecidae. The transcript is spliced from 3 exons. The record is from RefSeq and is a predicted model, not a curated record. The coding region runs from base 57 to 413 and encodes 118 amino acids. Gene Ontology annotation, molecular function: mannosyltransferase activity. Gene Ontology annotation, cellular component: nuclear inner membrane.